CAACUUCACGACUUCACGUGUCAUAUGGCGACGGCGUACACGUCGGCGAACGUCGCAACGGUUGCAAAACGUCAUUGAGCGCCGCUGGACACGUCGAGAUACACUUCCGUAGAUAAGUACAAGUGCAGUGUUGUCGUGAGCUCUCAACUCGUCUCGUAUUUCUUCUGCCUGCUUCUAUCGCACUCUUGUCGAGGGGAUUGGACGUGCGAGAACGAUGGCGCCGAAGCAACGGAUGCGUAUCGCGAACGAGAAGGCGACGAAAAACAUCACGCUACGUGGAAACGUCCCCAAGUCGUCGAAAUCGCAAGAGGAAGGAUCUCCAGUUGGACCUUGGCUCUUAGCUCUGUUUCUCUUUGUUGUUUGUGGAUCUGCCGUGUUUCAAAUCAUCCAGAGUAUCAGAAUGGCUUGAAGAUGAAGAAAGAAAAGAUGCUACUGUUGAUAUUAUUACGACAAACCAUUUACAAUUCGUUGAUAUUCGAAGGAGACUGACAAACCGUUUUAAUGUAAAUUAUAAAGAAGAUUACAGAUUGCGAGAGACGGAACAUGGCAAAAUUUAGACAGUAGCUGAAAAAUCAUUUUCCUUUUGCAGAAGAAGCUCAAAGAUUUAUUUAUAACAUUUAGCAUUUAUACAAACGUUUAACUUAAUUGCGCUACACAUAGACGAAGGGAAAAUGCUCGAAUGUACAAAAUAAAUACUGUCCCAAAAAACAAUAUAUCUAUUAAACUUAUGAAUCGAGAAAGAGAAAAUUAUUUAUAUUGAAUUUUUUAUUAUAUGCUUCCAACAUAACGUUUUCGUUAAUGUAUAUUAACGAAGAUGUCUAUGUGAUUUUUACCCAAAUGUAUUCUUUCGUCUAUGUGUAUGUAGUAAAUAAUUGUAUAUAUACACACACACACACACACGAAUGAUUUUAUCAUGCAGAUUUCUCCUCAAGCAGAUCUGCCCAAUAGCAUGUAAAGCUCAACUCCAAUGAUUGGACAGAUCUGUUUUAAAGCAUUCCACUGUAAGCAGUUGGUAGCUUUCUGUUGUAAUGGCCUUUGAACGAUGCUUUUGUGUUAUGAGGUCGUUAUAUACAUAUACAAAUAUAUAUUAUACAUCUCAAAAAAUGAUUUGUGUAUAUGAAAUAUUUGCUACUGACGGUGCACACAUUGUCUCUUUUAAUAAGGUAUAUUAUUAAUAAAGUUAUAUAUUGUUUUACAUGAAA
Messenger RNA from Acromyrmex echinatior (Panamanian leafcutter ant), 1202 nucleotides. RefSeq names its product stress-associated endoplasmic reticulum protein 2. Gene Ontology annotation, cellular component: endoplasmic reticulum. NCBI's taxonomy places the organism in Eukaryota, Metazoa, Arthropoda, Insecta, Hymenoptera, Formicidae. Gene Ontology annotation, biological process: endoplasmic reticulum unfolded protein response. The record is from RefSeq and is a predicted model, not a curated record.